This is a messenger RNA of Loxodonta africana (African savanna elephant), 3119 nucleotides long. RefSeq names its product olfactory receptor 14A16-like. Lineage: Eukaryota; Metazoa; Chordata; Mammalia; Proboscidea; Elephantidae. Gene Ontology annotation, cellular component: membrane. Gene Ontology annotation, biological process: G protein-coupled receptor signaling pathway. Bases 1566 to 2540 code for a protein of 324 amino acids. Gene Ontology annotation, molecular function: olfactory receptor activity; odorant binding; G protein-coupled receptor activity. The transcript has a single exon. The record is from RefSeq and is a predicted model, not a curated record.
UAAUAGAGAUGGCAUAUUUAAUAGUUAUAACUAGAUAAUUGUUACAUAUACUAAUUAUUACAAUUAAUAUAACUAAUGACUUUAUUGCUAGUUUUGUUAUUUAUUCUAGCAAGCUCUAUUAUGUAUAAUAGAAUAAAAUGUUGCCUGGUUCUAUACCAUCUCCAUGAUCCCCUAACCUAGGGGUCUCAUCUUCCAGUACUAUAUAGAACAAUAUUCUGUUGUGAUCCAUAAGGUUUUCUUUUGCUAAUUAUUGGAAGUAAAUGGCCAAGCCUUCCUCCUUACUCUGUCUUAAUCUGGAAGCUUCACUGAAAGCUAUCCACCAUGGUGAUCAUGCUGGUAUUCGAAAUACUGGUGGCAUAUCGUCUAGCAUCAUCACGGAAGCCAACAUGCUAUGACAAACUCACAGGCAGUAGUGGACUACUUAUUAUAACUGAUGUUAAUUGUAUCCUUGUCUGUGCAGUAAGUGAGCAAAGGACUUUGCAUACCGCUUUUUCAGAUAAUAAUAAUGAUGAUAGAUCAAGCAUCUUAAAGUAAUACAGAAAACCCAGAUAAUCUAAGUCCAGGGUGUUGCUCCCAACUACUGUUAUUUUCCUCAUUUAGAUAAUCAGAAUACAUAUUAUUCUCUCACUUAGACACAGUGACAAAUACCAUAUUCAGACUUGGAAUAUAGUUGUAGAAAAAUAUACUAAUUUUAUUAAGUCCCGUACUUAUCAAGUUUAUUUUCUUCUUUCUUCAAGAAAUACCCAUCAUUAUACCCUAGAAAAGGUGUUUGUAGAAUGUAAAGGAGGAAAAGCUGUCUCAGCAUGCAUAUGAAUAGAACUAUCCCUUUAUAAACUAAUGGGUCCUUAAAUUGAAGUCCCGGACUAUUUGGAUGUUCCUGAGUAGGAGUCCUAGUGGUGCGGUGGUUAAGUGAUAUGGCCACUAACGAAAAGGUUGGCAGUUUAAAUCCACCAGCCUCUCCUUGGAAACCCUAUGAGGCAGUUCUACUCUGUCCUCUAGGGUCACUAUGGAUCAGAAUCGACCCGAAGGCAACAGGUUUGGUUUGGGUUUUUUUGGUGGGUAGAUUAAUAUUACGUAUACAUGGCUUCUCUUGAUUUCUUGUAAUCUGCAAUUCGUGCCUUUGUCAAAGUGAUCCAUAACACACAAAAGGGUUAUUAAACUUCCUGCAAGGUACUGAGAGAGAAGCUCUAAUAUCCAAAGGUUUCCACUGUGUGUUAUGAAUUAAUCUCUGUCCUGUGUAUCCAAAAUGGUACUAGUCAUGUAGCAUCAUUAAGAGAACUGAGGAAAUAGUCAGUCAAACAUUUUUCUCUUUUGGGGUUCAGAUAAUUUAACACACAGGCUCUCCCAGCUUCCAUAGCUCUUACAUGGUCAAGGUCAAGAUUAACCCCUCAUUUUAUCUCAGACCUUUGCAGUUUAAAAACAUAAGGAAGACUGGAAAACCAACAGAGAUAUUGGUUAAUUUGUGUUCACAUAAUAGUUUUGCUUUAUGACAUUCAACAGAAAUGAACAUGUAACUUCCAAAUGACAGUCGCACAAUAUUUAGUUGUAUACAAAAGAAUCUCACAAUGUCUUUCCUUUUGUCAGGCCCCAGGAAGAGGUGUAUCAUGGCCAAUCUGACCACUUUGGUGGCUGAAUUCAUCCUCAUGGGAUUUUCAGAUAUCAGGGAUCACCAAGUCCUCCACGCCACACUGUUCUUACUCAUCUACCUGAUAGCUCUGGUUGGCAACCUCCUCAUCAUUCUUCUCACCACUUUGGACCAGCACCUCAAAAGUCCCAUGUACUUUUUCCUGAGGACACUGUCAUUCUUAGAUCUUUGUUUCAUCUCUGUCACAGUUCCCAAGGCCAUCAUCCAUUCUUUGACUCAAAAUAGUUCCAUAUCUUUCCUGGGGUGUGUGGCACAGGUCUUUUUAGUUGUUCUGUUUGCUUGUGCAGAGCUGGCCUUGCUCACAGUAAUGUCCUAUGACCGAUAUGCAGCCAUUUGCCGGCCCCUGUAUUAUCAGAUUGUCAUGAAAAAAAGGGCUUGUAAACAGAUGGUUGCUGCUUCAUGGCUCAGUGGGGUUGUCUCUGGUUUCUUGAAUACAUCUGUGACCUUCUGUUUACCAUUUUGUAGGUCGAAUUUUGUCUAUCAAUUCUUCUGUGAGAUCCCUUCACUACUCAAACUAUCCUGCUCAGAGAAUUAUCUUGCUGAGACUGGAGCCAUAAUCAUUACAACAUCCUUGGGUUUUCUGUGUUUUAUUUCUAUCACGGUUUCCUAUAUCCACAUCUUAGUCACGGUUCUAAGGAUACCGUCAGUGGAAGGCCGGUCAAGAGCCUUUUCCACCUGUAUUCCUCACCUUGUAGUUGUUACUGUUUUUCUAACUACAGGGUUCAUUGCCUACCUAAAGCCAGUGUCAGAGUCCCCUUCAGUUUGGGGUCUUCUGGUGUCUGUCUUCUAUACUGUGGUGCCACCUACCCUGAAUCCCAUCAUCUAUAGCCUGAAGAACAAGGACAUGAAAACCGCCUUUUGGAAAAUUUUGAGAAAGAUUGUCAUCAGACAAUAAUAGCAACCACAAAAGCAACUACAUGGAUAUUUUAUUCAAUUCAGACAAAUAAGAGUUCAAUUCAGUUAAUAGCAAUACGUUUUCUACUGUUUUACAUAAGUGGAAACUUUACAUUUUUAUUCACUCAUAGAGUUCACACUUUUUCUAUAUUUUUAAUCUAAAUAAAAAUACAUGUAAAGUAGGAAUUCCCAAAGUAAGAGAUUUUAGGCAACAGAAAGUAUAAUUGGGGAAGUGAUUACAUUCCUCUUAUUUGUAUUUUCUUUAAAUUUAUACAAAUGAGUUUGUUGUAUAGGUAUAUUUCUGCAGUUUGAUUUUUUUCCUCAGCAUUAUGCAUUUGAGAUCUAUCUGUAUUAUACUCAUUUAAUAAUGGGCAUUACAUUGUUACCAGGUUCUUCUUUUUAAGACUACAAAUUAUUGUAAUGAAUAAAUUUCUACUUGUCUCCCUAUGUACAGAAAAUAAAGUUGUUUAAAAACAUUCAUCAUUUUCAGUUUUAUAAGAUGUUCAAAUUAUUGUUUUAACAGCUGAUGCACUGAUUUACAGUCCUAAGAGUAGUGGCCAAAAGUAGCAUACUUUCUUUU